CCGAGGCGUGCCGAAGGUGAUGAUCACGCCAAUGUUUUUUUUACCAUUUUGUCUUUUUGUUUUCUUAAGUCAGCACCAUGAACCUUUCAAUUUUCCUCUUUCUGUCCUUGGUUUUUCAUGGUGUUGGGCUUGAUACAGAUGUAGUGAAGUCAGUGUCAGGGAUGGAAGGAGAUCCUGUUACUCUACACACUAAUGUUACUGAACUAAAGACAGAUGAUGAGAUCGAGUGGAGGUUUGGAGUAUACGGUCCUCUCAUCGCCAGAAUCAAGAGAUCAGUCGAUAUUAAUCCUCUAUAUGAUGAUAAUGAUGAGACUGAGAUAUUCAGAGACAGACUGAAGAUGAACAAUGAGACUGGAGAUCUCACCAUCACACACAUCACAUCUCAACACUCUGGACUUUAUUCACUGAAGAUCAAAAGAGACAAUCAGAACAAAUACCAUGUCAUCAGCGUUGCUGUCUAUACUCGUCUACCUGUUCCUGUCAUCAGCAGACACUUGUCACGUUGUACUUCACUAUUAGAAGUUGUCUCAUUGUCGAAAUGUGUGGUGUUGUGUUCGGUGAUGAAUGUGUCAGAUGUGAGUCUGUCCUGGUAUAACGGAAGCAUUAUAAACUCCAGCAUCAGUGAGUCUGAUGUUAAAGCCACCGCAUCUUUGCAUCUGGAGGUGGAAUAUCAUGACAACAACACAUACAGCUGUGUCAUCAACAAUUCUAUCGCAAACCACACACAACAUCUACACAUCAACUCUGUCACACAUUUGCAAAUUUUAAUCACCUGCAGUGCCUUUUCAUAAUGUCUUGGGGUGUGUUCUGCAUAAUCAUCACCCACGUUAUACACAGAAGACGAGCUGAUAAAGUGUAUUCCACGAUACCAUCAGAUACUGUAGUAUAUCGAAAGUGUGAAGAAAGUACAGUAAAUCCCAGCGGCACAUUUGAAGAUAAAGCGGCAGUAAUAUGUGAAAGGACAGCAGGAAAUCUACACACAGAAGGCAACUGGCUGAAACUUUGACACAUGAAGUGAUACAUCAUCCCACUCCUGUUACCGGUAUCGACAUGCUUUCCAUUUCCAUCCAAAGACAAAUUGUGUUUGUCAGUCACCAGCUGCAGUGCCCUCUCACGUCCACUAGAGGGCACUCCCCUCAUCACCCGGUCUGCCAUUCAACUGGACUACAUUACCCAUAAACCCUUGCCCGGACUCAUCUUCCAUCAUUACUUUCACCUGUCUCCUGUUAAAGGGGUAGUUCACCCAAAAAUCUACUUUGUGUGAUUUUUUACUCACCCACAAAAGGUUCAACAUGUUUAGAGAACUUCUGCUUCACGUCGGGUGGCUCUUGGCCUCCACGUCGUGCAUUAAAACCCUUUAACGCACGGCUAGCUGUGGAUUAUCCCUUACUUAUUUUGGUUUGCAUUUUUAGGCAUUUAUUAGGCACUUACUUGUGUUUAAUUGGUUAACUUAAUUGAAAAGAUAAAUGAAAAGGAAAUGUUUAUACACCCUACAAACGAGUUAAACAUCGGGAGGGGGACAUGUGUUUUUCAAGAACAAGUGAAAUUCAAAUUAAUUUGGAAAAAAAUGUACAAUACUUAAAUAACCAUCAUCAUUAUAAAACGGCA
This is a messenger RNA of Triplophysa rosa, 1608 nucleotides long. RefSeq lists its product as uncharacterized. NCBI's taxonomy places the organism in Eukaryota, Metazoa, Chordata, Actinopteri, Cypriniformes, Nemacheilidae. The transcript is spliced from 5 exons. The record is from RefSeq and is a predicted model, not a curated record. Bases 78 to 791 code for a protein of 237 amino acids.